Molecule: messenger RNA, 282 nt
Organism: Colletotrichum destructivum
Lineage: Eukaryota; Fungi; Ascomycota; Sordariomycetes; Glomerellales; Glomerellaceae
Exons: 2
Coding region: 1-282 (93 amino acids)
Source: RefSeq, a predicted model, not a curated record
AUGCGACAUUCCGCCAGCCAGAUUAUCAGAAACCGCGGCCACCGAGCGACUUGGGCAAAACAUCUUGCGUCCCGGCACUCACUUCGGAAUCUCUCGACCGACACUUGCAAGAUUCGCUUGCACACGCCCAUCGCUCUGUUGGUCCACCCCACCAUCGGAUCCCAGUCUAUUCAAACGGGGACCACUUCAUCCUCGACGAGUUUCACGCCCAAUCCCAGGUCUCAGCUUGCAGAUCGAUGGAUAACCUGCGCCUCAGGGCCGCCUCAGGGCCUCCUCCCAUAG